Messenger RNA from Etheostoma cragini (Arkansas darter), 3109 nucleotides. It is a transcript of the gene cfap94, whose product is annotated as cilia and flagella associated protein 94. Lineage: Eukaryota; Metazoa; Chordata; Actinopteri; Perciformes; Percidae. Gene Ontology annotation, cellular component: axoneme. The transcript has 17 exons. Gene Ontology annotation, molecular function: beta-tubulin binding; microtubule binding. The record is from RefSeq and is a predicted model, not a curated record. Bases 56 to 2341 code for a protein of 761 amino acids.
UGGACACAGCCGAAUCUCGUUUCGUUAUGUCGCAAAUAAAAACAGAUAACCACGCAUGCGCUGUCAUUUCUAUGGUUACCUGGACGCUACAGACCUUUUUUGUUUCAGCAUGCCACCCAAGAAAGAAAAGUCAUCAAAGGGAGGUAAGCUGAACAAGGCCCAGAAGGCCAAGAAGCAGCAAGAGGAGGAGGAAAGAAGGCUCCAAGAGGAAGAGGAAGCACGGCUGCAAGCGGAAAAAGAAGAGAGGGAAAAAUUGGAAAGAGAAAAAAAGGAGAAGGAGCAGGAAAGGCUUGAGCUAAAGGACCAAGCACGCAGAGAAGAUGAGUUGAACGAACUCCACCAUCUACUGGAGGAGAAUCAUACUGCGUUGACCACAUGGAAAGCUGAUGCUGUGGAGAAAGCCAAGUGGAAGAGAUACAUGCGGUGUGAUGGCAUCCCAGACCCAGCAGCACAGCAGGAUCUUAACACAUAUAUCAGCCUAUGGAGAGAUGACCCAGAGGUCAAUAUCACACUCGUGCUCAAACAAUGUCACCUCGCUCUACAGCUGAUGGAGGAGCUGGAGGAUCUGCUCAGAGAUGUUACAGAUCCACAAGAAUGCCACAAGUACCAGGAGGGCCUCAUAAACUUGCAGGAGCUAUACCACUCUAAACUCCUCCUCACCACUGAGGAAAUCCUCAAGAGGGCCAGUAUGAACAUCGACACUGAGACAGGAAACAUGCAGACUGUGGUCAAAGAUGUCGACAUUACACUGUGUCUCUGGGCCAACCUCAAGAAGAAUCCAAGGUUUAGAGAUUUAAACUUUGGGGAGGCUGGCCUGGGCUUUGAGCUUCCCAAACAGCUAGCUGUGAGCCAUAUCGCUGUACGGUUGCUCCACACACGCCAUGACCACCUGUCCUUGCUGGCCAGGAUGGUUCACAAGACAAUCCACACACCCAGCCUCAGGUCUCUUGCAGGCGGUGAGGAGGUUCCGGCAGACAUAGAUCUACCUGAGCAGGGGGAGACAAAAAGAACGGGGGAGGUGAAGGAAGACAUUGAGACCCAGCAGCAGCGAGUGGACGAGGAGGUGCAGUCCAUCCAAGGAUCCGAAGGGAAAAAGAGUGCAGCCAGCCUACAGUCCAGAAGAAACAGUGCCCAGUCGGCAGAAGGCAGAGUGAGCCAGAUACAGACACAGAUGGAGGCACUCAGCGGUAAGACGCCCAGCAAGACACUUCCCAACACUCCUAAAAGAAUGCCCCAUCACACUGGAUCUGAGGGGGACUUGACAUGUGCAACGGUGCAGCUGACAAAGAUGGAGCGCACUGAGUGUGCCCAGGUUGUGGACUUAAUGCAGCACACACCUCUGGGUGGGGUCUUCUACUGUGACGUGUUUCACCUCCCGCCACAAGCCAACCAGGUCAAUGGCUGGGAAAUUAGACAGCUGUCGGACGAAGGGCUUCAGGUGUUCCCGUAUCCUAUGGAAAAGUCAAACUUAGAUGACAACAAAGCUCUCCCCUGCCCUCCUGUCGUUGUGUCUGUGACACUGCCAGACUCUGUUGCCUUCCUGGAAACUCCUCAAGUGGCUCGCUGGGAUGCUGAAGUGAAGCAGUGGAGGAUGGACAGUAUCACUGACUUGUCUUAUGAAGAAGAAGAGGCCAAAAUCUCCUUUAAGAUGGACUCAUUCCAGCCCUUUGUGCUGAUGCAGGAGACGUAUGCCAACCUUCCCUUCCUGAGUUGGGAGCUCAGGCCAUUGGGCCAAGACGCAGCUCUUUUCACCGUCAACGGGGCACUCAUUGACCUCAGUAUCACAAUCCAGGGUAAUCAGUGUAUGUUGCAGUUGGAGCAAGAAAGAGGUCUCUCUCACCUCAUAGGGCAGUGGAUGAGUGGCCCCAUUCUGCAGAGAGCCAUGCUUAAAGCAGGGAUCAACAUCUUUGUCAAUGAAUACACCGACAAAUACGUCAUCACCUGCGGCAAGGACCCACUGACAGAACAUGCGGCCUACAAACAGAUGGCCCUCUUUGCCUCUGCCUGCGCUUUCUCGAGGAGCAAGUGGAAUGCCAAAUGUGGACCUGAGCAUUUAGUCAUGCAGGCAUGUGAGCACCACGGCCCGGACCCGGUCCCUAAGGAUUCGUGGAGUCUCUACCUGCUGGGUGCUCAGAGGAGUCAGAAGCUGGAAAUCACAGAGACGAGUGAGCAAUUCUCUCCCGAUUAUUAUCCUGGAAGUGAGUUUCACUCCACCUUCAUCCACAUGCUCCAGGACAACAUGAGCACUGAUGGCACAGCCAGGACCAGAGAAUCCAAUUAUCUGUUUGUUGACACGGUGCAGAGCCUUCUUUGUGCCACCAGACCACUGAUGUAUUCAUAACCUGUGUGACAUUUACAGGAUGGUUUUUAAAACAACAAAUUAAAGACAUUUUAAAACACCUGACGUUGACAUGUACAUUUGGAUAAAAUGAGAUAAAUGUAUAAGAACACACGUCUAUGUAGAAUUGGCUACUUUAUUUGUGCAAAGUUUCACGCAUCUUCUUUGGAACAUACAAAAGAGUAUGAAGUUGAAAAAACGGUGACAACCACAGCAAGAACUUAAAAAGGAAAAUUAAAAAAAAAAACUUUGGUGUUAAAACUGUCACACUGUAGAAUUAUAACUUAACAAAAAUAAACAGAUAUUCACAUAUUACGACUCUAAACUAACAAUCUUAUAUAGAUUUAAACAUAUUUUUAAAAUGAAAGAUUUAUUACCAGUGUUUAUAGACUUAAGUUAUAAAAUGUCCUCUGCAAAAUUCCAUUAAAAAAGGUUGGCAGUCCUGACUUUAUUCAAAUGCAUGAAAUGUGUUUAAAAAGCCAUUUGGCACAAUAGGAGCGUCCAUGAUGUUUGUCAAUGGAAAACUGCACAGCGGCCCAUUGUAUGACUUGUUAGAUCAGUGCUGUCAUUCUGAUGAAGUUGUGACAUGAUUGGUCAACGUUGUACCAGCUCUGUUGACGAAUCAAGCCUGAUUUGAAGGAUUGUUGUCCGGGUUAGACGGUUGCCAGCAGCACUGACUGGAAAACUACGUCAGAAUGUGGUAAGGAUGUUGAGCAGCCCAUCUUAAAAAGGACUUUGGUUUCCACCACCUGACCAACUGCUUCUUCUCUU